CUCUUUCUGAUUCUUGAUUCUGUUUAUCUCUCCCUCUCUCUCUAUCUCUCUCAGUGCCAGAGAAGAACUCAGAGAGAAGAGAAUAGUGAAAAACCAAGCAAAAAAUCCACCCAAUCUCCUUCAAUGCCCAGAUUCCUCACCCUGUAAUCAAACCCCAUAACCAGAUUUCCCGAUUCCUUUACAAAAAUUCAUCCUUUUCGUUUUUCCCUCAUACCUACGCUGCUAUGAAACCAGAACAUCCUCAAGAUCCCUUCUGCGCCGGCGGCAGCGGUGGCGGCGGCGGCAGCGGCAGCGGUUCUUCUCCUUCUUCUGAUGCCAAUCCUCCUAUCCAACCGCCUGCAGUUCAUGGGAAGUCUAAGAUGUGGCCGGAAGAGGACGCAGGUGUCGAUGAGCUUCUCGCUAUGUCUGGUUAUAAGGUAAAAUGUUCAGAUAUGGCGGUGGUGGCGCAAAAAAUUGAACAGCUAGAACAGGUGAUUGGACAAAAUCAGGAAGAUGGGUUAGUUUCUCAUCUAUCUUCUGAAGCUAUUCAUUAUAAUCCAUCGGAUCUAUCUUCAUGGCUUGAAACCAUGAUUUCUGAGAUUAAUCCCCUUCCUGAUUUCUCCCCUUCUACAUCUAAUUCCUCCAUCCUUCUUCCACCCUCCUCCGCUUAUAAUCACUCCAUAUUUGAAGACUCUUCGUCUGAUUACGAUCUCAAAGCCAUACCAGGUAAGGCUAUUUUCCCACACCCAUCGCCGCCACCGCCGCAUCGGCCGAACAAGAGGUUGAAACAAUCUUCAUCAUCUUUUUCUCAGUCAAUCACUUCGCCUUGGGUGAUCCAGAACGAGUCAACUCGGCCUGUUGUUCUUGUAGACUCUCAGGAGAAUGGAAUCAGAUUGGUUCAUGCUCUCAUGGCUUGUGCUGAAGCUGUUCAUCAAAAUAAUCUAAAUCUAGCUGAGGCUUUGGUUAAACAAAUUGGAUUUCUUGCUGCCUCUCAACCCGGCGCCAUGCGUAAGGUAGCCAUUUAUUUCGCUGAAGCUCUCGCCCGUAGGAUCUAUCGACUCUUCCCUGAGGAUCCUUCCGAUUCCUCGUUUACCGAUCUCCUUCAGAUGCAUUUCUACGAGGCCUGUCCUUACCUUAAGUUCGCUCACUUCACAGCGAAUCAAGCGAUUCUCGAAGCAUUUUCUGGGAAGAAACGUGUUCAUGUAAUCGAUUUCAGCUUGAAACAAGGAAUGCAAUGGCCAGCUUUGAUGCAAGCAUUGGCACUUCAACCAGGUGGGCCGCCGACUUUUCGUCUAACCGGAAUUGGUCAGCCGUCAUCUGAUGGGUCAGACCAUUUACAGGAAGUGGGUUGGAAGCUGGCUCAAAUGGCAGAGAUGAUUCAAGUUGAGUUUGAAUUCAGUGGGUUCGUUACAAAUAGUUUAUCCGAUCUUACCCCAUCAAUGCUGAAUCUCCGUGAAGGUGAAGCCGUGGCUAUCAACUCGGUUUUCGAAUUACACGGGCUACUCAGUCAGCAAGGAGGAAUAGAGAAGGUGUUAACUUUGAUAAAAGAGAUGAAUCCGGAAAUAGUUACAGUGGCAGAACAAGAAGCUAACCAUAACGGUCCAGUAUUCCUUGAUCGUUUCACCGAGUCAUUGCAUUAUUACUCAACUCUUUUUGACUCGUUGGAGAGUUGCAGCGGCGAUGAUGGGUCGUCGGAUGUGGUUGUAAGGAUCCAGAAUAUGUUAAUGUCGGAGAUUUACUUAGGAAGACAGAUCUGUAACGUGGUGUCUUGUGAAGGUGGUGACCGAUUUGAGAGACACGAGACUCUGACUCAGUGGAGAGAUCGUCUCAACUCGGCUGGGUUCGAACCAGUUCAUCUGGGUUCAAAUGCUUAUAAGCAAGCAAGUAUGUUACUUGCUCUUUUCAAUGGAGAUGGCUAUAGGGUGGAAGAGAACGAUGGUUGUUUGCUUCUUGGUUGGCAUAAUCGCCCAUUAAUCGCCACCUCCGCUUGGAAAAUCGCUUAGGACUCGGCCGGCGGCCGCCGGCGGCCGGCGACCGGCUGGGUUGGUUGGUGGUCACUUUUACCAUAUUACCCUUACCUUUUUUUUAAUUUAUUUAUUUAUCUUUUUAUGAAUUAAAAUAUCUCCCCAAAUCCAAUUCCAUGUAAUUUGGGCAUGAUUCUUAAAACUCAAUUUCAGUUUUCAACCCUCUUAUGGGGUGGAAUGUUGUAUUUUUCUAUUUGGAUCAAUAUUAGUAUAGAUGUAAUAUAUUUAUAAUAUAUUACAGUCUUAUUUCCUA
This is a messenger RNA of Impatiens glandulifera, 2256 nucleotides long. Its product is annotated as DELLA protein GAI1-like. Gene Ontology annotation, cellular component: nucleus. The coding region runs from base 225 to 1982 and encodes 585 amino acids. Gene Ontology annotation, molecular function: sequence-specific DNA binding; DNA-binding transcription factor activity. The record is from RefSeq and is a predicted model, not a curated record. NCBI's taxonomy places the organism in Eukaryota, Viridiplantae, Streptophyta, Magnoliopsida, Ericales, Balsaminaceae. The transcript has a single exon. Gene Ontology annotation, biological process: regulation of DNA-templated transcription; negative regulation of seed germination; jasmonic acid mediated signaling pathway.